AUGGUGGCCGUUACAACAGAAUCAGCUGAAUGUAAUAGCAAUACCAACUAUACCAUUAACAAUCGGAGUCGAAAAACGAUUGUCGCCAUAAUUUAUGUCGCAUUGAUGAUCGAUUACAUGUUGACCACAGUUGUUGGUAAGUUUAGAGCUUUUUUAUUUAUGUUUAAAUUUUUGAAAAAAGAUUAACAUUUGAAAAUAUUUUCAAAAAAUUAUUUAAAAAGUCGGUAAAAGCCAAUUUAUUAGGUAAAAGUACGUAAACUACGUUUGUUUCAGUACCCAUUGUACCAGACUACCUACUGAAGCUCUGGAACAAAGAAAACGGCAACAAAACGGUAGAUUUUUCGGAGACAAGUUUCCCGGUGGGUGCUCUAUUCGGCUCAAAAUCAGUUGUACAAAUCGUCUUUAAUUUGAUCGCGGGUCCUUUAACUAAUCGGUGAGUUGAAACAUGCCUUGUAAUUAUGACUACUGACCAGGGUUGGACGUAGGGCAGGGCAGGGCAUUUCAACAGGGCAUUUUUUUGAAUUUCGUUUUCCCGCCAAACUCAUAUCUUGAAAACUGUAAUAGCUAUCAAGAAAAUAACAACGUAAAAUUGAUUAGCAGUGUUUAAAACCCAUUUCUAGAAAUUUUUGCGUUUUUAGGCCUAGCCAAAAAAAAAUUAAAAAAAAGCGCGCCAAAAAACAAUUCAAAAAUGCCCUGUUACAGGGCCCAUGCCCUGCCCUGCGUCCAACCCUGCUACUGACAGAUUUACAAACUUCGCCUUCAUUCUAAAGUUGAAAAAAGUUCUGACGAAAGAGGUUUUCUUGUUGUUUUGGCAUGCGUAAUACCGAGAUUAUCAAGUAAACAAUAAGCAUGAUAAGGUGAUCUUGACUCGUUUUAUAUUAUCUGAAAGUUUGCGAUUUUUCAAAAGUUUUGCGAAAUUUUUGAUUGUUUUGAUUCAAAUGUUCAAGAACAGUAGGUAAUCUAAUUGACAGUAAAUAAAAUGGUUAUUUUAACAAGGAAUCAAAGAGAUUAAAGAACGCUAUACAAUCAUGAAGGUUAAUAACAAAAAUUGUAAAUUAUUUGAACUAUCUACACAAAUUUAAUCACGAUUUUAUAUGCCGUAUUUUACAAUGACAAUAAUUUCAGAAUCGGAUACUCAGUCGUAAUGACAUUUGGUUUCUUCUUACUUAUCGCUUCUACUAUGACAUUUGCUUUUAGUCGGACAUAUUGGGCUUUGUUCGCUGCCAGAUCGGUUCAGGGCAUUGGGUCUGCUUUUACUACUACUGCCGGUAAAUUACUUUCUUUAUUUUAAAAAUUUAAUUAUUAAAGAUAAAAAGGUCAUUUUGGUCAAAAAGUACGUAGAAGAUAUCAUGAUUACUCUGUAGGUGUAACAAUAAUGAGUUUUUGUAUUUUAGGCCUCGGUCUGAUUGCCAAGAUGUAUACAGAAGAAUCAGAGCGAGGCAAAGCGAUUGGUACAGCCUUGGGUGGACUAGCCUUAGGCUGUAUACUGGGGCCAUUGUACGGUGGAGUUUUAUAUGAAUAUGGUGGAAUGUUGUUACCUUUCGGGCUUUUGGCUCUUUUUACUUUAAUUGAUGCUGGUAAGUUGAUUGAUUAUCGUUCGUUUUUUACUAUCUCAGGUAAUAUUAAGUCACUUUGUUAGAAUUGGGCUACUGUAGCUUUUUUCGUAUUACUGUAAUCUCUUGAUGUCUAUAUUACUGAAACCUCAAAAACAAUUUCAGGUGUCCAAGCAGUCUUAUUACGACCAAAGUUUGAACGAGAAGACGUAGAAGGAACCAAAGUGGGCACCCUACUAGUCGAUCCUUAUAUUGUCAUAGCCAGCGGAGCCAUCUUCGUGAGUAAUAUGACGAUAUCAGUGAUGGAACCAACAAUACCAUUGUGGAUGAUAGAGCGAUGGGACUCUUCCACUAUCGUACAAGGCCUCAUCUUCUUUCCACAAACUCUUGGUUACCUGAUUAAUACCCAAUUCCUGGGAGCUUUGACCUACAAGUACGGUAGAUGGAAGUGUACUGUACUUGGUAUGAUCAUAUGUGGCAUAGCUGGUAUAGCACUGCCAUUCUGUCCUAACGUGUACUACUUGAUCAUUCCGAUUGCGUUUACUGGUAUUGGGGUGGGAAUGGUCGAUUCUACCAUGUUUCCGACUCUGGGUACUGUAGUUGAUAAGAGGCAUGCUUCGGCGUACGGUAGUGUUUAUGCUAUCGGAGAUUCGGCGGUUUGUGUCGCAUUUGCUGUUGGACCGUUUCUGGCUGGGUAUCUGGUUAAGCUAAUGGGCUUUAAAGUGUAAGUUACUACUAUUUAUAUUACUAUAUGCAGGUACUGCUCUACAACUUGAUAUAGUAUCAUGCUUUCACAAAAUUACUUAAAAAUAUUUUACACUGACUAAAGUAAUGCCGAAUAAGAUAUAGAUUGUAACACACUACCAUUUCAGUACAAUGUUUUGUGUAGCCGGCCUCAAUUUUAUCUACGCACCAGUAGUGAUAUUCUUAAAAGAAUUGUCGAAGAUGGAACGUACUCAUUUGAGUACGAACAACCAAAGCUCAGCUAGCUCUACUACAAUAUGCAAAGACGACCAGUUGAGUGUAAUAUCAUUCACUUCUGUCAAUAACUCUCAAACUACACAAAGAUCUUCUUAA
Bursaphelenchus okinawaensis is the source of this 2630-nucleotide messenger RNA. The record is from the annotation of a GenBank genome assembly. NCBI's taxonomy places the organism in Eukaryota, Metazoa, Nematoda, Chromadorea, Rhabditida, Aphelenchoididae.